GUGGACAUUGGAGAUGCUCAAUUUGCGAUAGACGACCCAUCGAAGCUGUCCUGUCAACGCAUCUCCCCAAUUGGCAGCCAUCACUCAUCAUGAACUCCCUACGCAUUGCCCGAGCAGCUUUGAGAGCUCGCCCUGCAGCUCUGCGAAUGCCUCUGCAGCGACGAACCUACGCUGAGGCCGCCACCGACAAGAUCAAGCUAAGCUUGGCCCUACCUCACCAGUCCAUCUACAAAUCCCAAGAUGUCGUUCAGGUCAACAUUCCCGCCGAAUCCGGAGAGAUGGGCGUCCUCGCCAACCACGUUCCUUCCAUCGAGCAACUGAAGCCGGGACUGGUUGAAAUUGUCGAGGAGGCUGGUAGCAGCAAGCAGUUCUUCCUGUCGGGCGGAUUCGCAAUUGUGCAGCCAAACUCGGUGAUGAGCAUUAAUGCGGUCGAAGGCUACCCUCUCGAGGAUUUCAGUGCCGAUGCCGUCAGGGCUCAGAUCACGGAAGCACAGAAGGUUGCGAAUGGCAGCGGAAGUGAGCAGGACAUUGCCGAGGCGAAGAUCGAACUAGAGGUUUUGGAGAGCUUGCAAGCCGUCCUCAAAUAGAGUGUAUAGACAGACUUGAGCAGGGAGUGCAUCGUGUACAUCACAAAAGUUUCCUAUAAUCACCAGGACGUACCUGCGAGAAUUGAGCAUUUUUGAGGCCCGAGCCUUCCUGAGUUUCUCUUUCCCCGUUGCCGUUCGUAGCUGCUCAAUUCAUGAUUGAAACUAACAGUGUCAUGGUCAAUGCGGCCGUAACCCUGACACCAGUUUCAGAACUUCUUCCAUCCAA
This is a messenger RNA of Pseudomassariella vexata, 813 nucleotides long. Its product is annotated as ATP synthase. The coding region runs from base 90 to 587 and encodes 165 amino acids. Gene Ontology annotation, biological process: proton motive force-driven ATP synthesis. Gene Ontology annotation, molecular function: proton-transporting ATP synthase activity, rotational mechanism. The transcript has 5 exons. Lineage: Eukaryota; Fungi; Ascomycota; Sordariomycetes; Amphisphaeriales; Pseudomassariaceae. The record is from RefSeq and is a predicted model, not a curated record.